This is a messenger RNA of Sphaeroforma arctica JP610, 1269 nucleotides long. RefSeq names its product actin-3. Lineage: Eukaryota; Ichthyosporea; Ichthyophonida. The transcript has a single exon. The coding region runs from base 33 to 1163 and encodes 376 amino acids. The record is from RefSeq and is a predicted model, not a curated record.
CACAGCGAACAUAACUUAACAAUAAAGCAAUCAUGUGUGACGACGAACUAGCAGCCUUGGUGGUGGACAAUGGAUCCGGUAUGUGUAAGGCCGGAUUUGCUGGAGAUGAUGCCCCCCGUGCUGUAUUCCCUUCCAUUGUUGGUCGACCUCGUCACCAAGGAAUCAUGGUAGGUAUGGGACAGAAAGACACAUACGUAGGUGAUGAGGCUCAGUCUAAGAGAGGUAUCCUCACUCUAAAGUACCCUAUUGAGCAUGGUAUUGUGACCAACUGGGACGAUAUGGAGAAGAUCUGGCACCACACCUUUUAUAAUGAGCUGCGUGUCGCCCCCGAGGAGCACCCUGUUCUCCUUACUGAGGCUCCCAUGAACCCCAAGGCCAACAGAGAGAAGAUGACUCAAAUCAUGUUCGAGACCUUCAACACUCCCGCCAUGUAUGUGGCCAUCCAGGCUGUACUUUCUCUGUACGCAUCUGGACGAACCACCGGUAUCGUGCUAGACUCUGGCGAUGGUGUAUCUCACACCGUUCCAAUAUACGAGGGCUUUGCCCUACCCCACGCUAUCCUACGUCUAGAUCUCGCUGGACGUGAUCUUACUGACCACAUGAUGAAGAUCCUUACGGAGCGAGGAUACUCCUUCACCACUACCGCUGAGCGUGAAAUUGUGCGUGACAUAAAGGAGAAGCUCUCUUAUGUUGCUCUUGACUUCGAACAGGAGAUGCAGACCGCAGCUUCAUCAUCGACUUUAGAAAAAAGCUACGAAUUACCUGAUGGACAGGUUAUAACCAUUGGUAACGAGCGUUUCCGUUGCCCUGAGGCACUUUUCCAGCCCUCAUUCUUGGGUAUGGAAUCCCGUGGUAUCCACGAGACCACCUACAAUUCUAUCAUGAAGUGUGACGUUGAUAUUCGUAAGGAUCUAUACGCCAACACGGUGCUCUCCGGAGGAACUACCAUGUUCCCAGGUAUUGCAGAUCGUAUGCAGAAGGAGUUAACCGCAAUGGCACCUUCCACUAUGAAGAUCAAAAUCAUCGCACCCCCAGAGCGCAAGUAUUCGGUUUGGAUUGGUGGCUCCAUCUUGGCGUCGCUUUCCACGUUCCAGCAGAUGUGGAUCUCCAAAGAGGAAUAUGAUGAGGCCGGUCCAUCUAUUGUUCACCGCAAGUGUUUCUAAUUGUGUAGUGCAUAGGCUAUAUUGAGAGAGGGUAUGCUCACUGUGUGAUCAGCUCAAACUUGUAAAUUUGAUUCUCUGAUAUACAAAAAUUAAAAUUAAAAAUCGC